UCCGCCUCUUGGAUACCAUACUUCGCGAUUGUGUUCUGUACAAGCGCGAACCGUACACUAAACCCAUCAUUGCGAACGCCAGGCUCCUUUUCCAUCUUUGCAAACAACAAAGCACACCAUGGCCCAGGAAAUACGGCAAAAGCAGUACACUACACCUAAGAAGGUCAGGAUUCAGGGGGCCAUUGAUUUCCUGGAAGCAAAAGGCAUACCACACCACAAAAACGACAUUUUUCGGUUCUAUGGUGCAAGCCGUCGGUCUGGCUGGCGCGCCUUGGCCGAACCCCGCGAACUCGACGGCCGUAGGCUCGGCCAUACUAUUCUUCGCCCAGAGCAACGUGGCCGGCCAAGGAAGCUUUCUGCCAGCGAUUUGGCCGUAAUCGAGCGCUUUAUCGACAACAAUGGAUUCGAUGGCCGUAUGGUUCCAUGGGCAGGGCUCCCUGCGGCUGCAGGGCUUGAUGUCGACGUUUGCGGCGAGACUGUUCGGCGCGCAGUCAAAGAUUUGAACCUUCGAAUGUGUGUGGCAUGCGAGAAGAAAUAUACGUCGCCACGGCUCCGCGAACGCCGGGUAGAUUACGCCCGCGUCAUGCUAGAACGGUACCCAGACCCAGCGGACUGGCGGCACAUUCGGUUUUCUGAUGAAUGCCACUUUGGCUGGGGUCCUCAGGGGAAAGUCUGGGUCAUUCGACGGCCGUGGGAACGGCAAUGCCCAGACUGUCUGUUAGAGAAAGAAAUGCCCGCUGAGAAGGAUCUGAAGCGUAGACACUGUUGGGCUGCAGUUGGAUAUGACUUCAAGUCGUCGCUUACCUGGUACGACGUGCCAGGUAAUUCCAACGGCAAGAUGUCUAUGCAGAUCUAUAGAUACCAUAUCCUUGAGCCUAUAGUUGGUGGUUGGCUUCGCGAAGGUCAGUCGUUUGUUCUCGAGGAGGAUAACGAUUCUGGCCACGGCACAAGCAAGAGCAAUAUCGUCAGGACCUGGAAGAAGGCCAACGGCUUGGACUACUUUUUUAACUGUGCUUCAUCUCCAGACUUCAGCCCCAUUGAAAAGGCAUGGCAGGGGCCAAAAGAGUAUGUAAAGAAGAGGCCUUGUUGGGAGGAUGACCUAGUCAAGGAGCUUGCCGAGGAAGGCUGGGCCGCAGUCAAACAGGAAACCAUCAACGGUUGGGUGGAUAAGAUCCCUCAAAUCUUGAAGGAAUGUUUAGAAUUAGAAGGAGGGAUGACAGGCAAUUAGUUUGAACUAUUUUGGAGCUGUUUUGGUAGUGUUGUUCAUGGUGGAAGUUUGGUG
This is a messenger RNA of Parathielavia appendiculata, 1282 nucleotides long. RefSeq lists its product as uncharacterized. Gene Ontology annotation, molecular function: nucleic acid binding. NCBI's taxonomy places the organism in Eukaryota, Fungi, Ascomycota, Sordariomycetes, Sordariales, Chaetomiaceae. Bases 119 to 1228 code for a protein of 369 amino acids. The transcript has a single exon. The record is from RefSeq and is a predicted model, not a curated record.